UCAUUCAAUAUUCCACAAACGUUUAUUAUCAGGGGAAAAACAAUGGUUAUUUUUAAAUGUUACUUCAUUAACCGAUACAAAGAUUGCUGAACGUAUUUUGUGAUAUAAGCAGUAAAUAAUAAAUAGUUGUAAGUAGAUGGAUAACAACGGCAUAAAAAGCCAAAAUUUAAAGAUGGCUUCAGUUUUAAACACAGAUAAAGUGGAAGUGAAUGAUGAAGAAAAAUUGAAUCUUGAACAUUUUUUAAUAAAAAAACAGCAGCCUGAUCCCACAAGAGAUAAAAUAAUACAGAACUCUAAAGAAAAAUACAGUCAGAGUAGACAGAAUUCUGCUGAUGCAAGUAAUCUCAGUAGGAGUCAGAAAGAACGCAAGCUUGAUGAUUUCCUUAAAAAUAAGCGGAGAAGAAGAAGGGGGAAGAAGAGAUUAACUAUUUCUGAUGUAAGGGCAGAGGCAGCAAAAAUUUUAGAAGAAUUUUUACAGGAGCAACUUGCUCAACAGGCAAUACAAACAAGUUCACCAGAAUAUCAGAGAAUAGUUGAGCUGAGUGUUUUUGAGACAACAACUCCAAGUGGGGAAAGUUCUAGUUGUCUAGCAUCAAGUUGCAACAUUUUACGGGAAGAUUCAAUACCAUAUGCUGAUGAAAGCGAUAACGAAUUAAGAAAAGCAGAAAGUCUGCCUCAUGAAAACUUUGUUGAAUUACAGGGUUUUGGUGGUAAAGAAGUUCCAGCAGGAUUAAAAAUUCAUCAUGAGAAAUCUAAAUCUGCCCCCUAUAGUGAGCCUGACAAUGAAUGGCGCCAGAGUCCUAGUACGAGGUUACCUGGCACAGUUCAACCAACUCCGUCUGCUCCGCCAGGUACGCCUCAUACACCAUCUGAAAAUAGUUCCAAUGGAAGUGGGUCAUUGUCACAUCCAGUGCCUUACACUGGGAAACCAAACGAUUCCAGUAUCCCUUGCUCAAGUGAUUCUUUAGAUACAAAUAAUAGUCUUGGAAAACCACAUUCCAGACCGAAAAGGUCUAUCCCUGAAGUAGCACCACACACAUUGAAUCUUUCUGGUCUAUCUGAACCUCAGAGUCGAUCUACAACAUCAGUAAAUGAUGAUGAUGACGAUAAAACAAGCAGUACAUCUCCAACAAAAUAUACAUACACAAAAUCACCACAUAGAGUAAAGAAAUCAGGAUCGGUAUCCUCCAGUGAUACAGACAGCACUGAUCAACAGAUGCAUGGAAGAAAGAAGAAAUCUAUGUUUAAAAAGGCUCAACACAGAAUGCAAAAUUUCUUUAGAAAUAAAAAACAGAAAGCACAUGAUGGUGAUGAUGAGAUGGAUAAUCAUAAUGAUGAAAGUCCGAGAGGGAGUUUAAAUGAAAAAACGACAAGACCUAAGAAAUAUUCUAAAAAGCAUGAUAAAGGAAAUUAUGAUACCGCCGAUAUGGUGGAUAUGGCUGACAACUACGUACCUCAAGGUAAUGAGACAGUCCUAGAAGAGAGACAUAUCCAUAGAAAUAAACAUAUACAUCAAACACAUAGUGGCAGUGACAGAAAAACUGUUCUACGUAGCGAAGUGUCCGAGGAGACUAUAGAUGUUGUUGACAAGAAAGAGAAAAAACAUACAGAGAAAAAAUGGAAGAUGAAAGAAAGCUCAGGGCAAGAUACGGGUCUAUUCGGAAAGCUUAAACGCCUUACUCUCCGUGAUAAAAGAAAACGCAGCAUGAAAGAAUCAAAAUCUGAUAAUUUUGGACAAGACGCGGCAGACAGUGGAUAUUACUCACGGACACUAUCGGUACCCGGCAGCGCUCGCCCAUUUAGACCUAACCAGUUGGGAUUGGAUGAAACAGACGAUGCGGGCUUGACAAUGUAUCCAAACGGUCGAGGAUUUGCCUUUUCCAACUUUGAGAGAGAAGAGAGGCGACCUGGCGUGACGUAUACAAGAGCAAGUCAGGAUCAGACUUCAGAUCUGGUUAUAUGUAGAGAGGAAGGUGAUGAAAAAGACAUAAAACGUCAUUCCAGCCAUCUUGAUAUAGUGGAUUACAGCGGUAACAUGAUUGAGAGGCUAUACUUUGAUGCAGACGGCAAUGAAUUGCCGAAGAACAAGUCAUUUAGUUACCUACAGGAGGAGGACGUACGAGAGCGAGUCAUAGAUGAUCAUGGUCGUAGAAGAGUUGUACGAGAUGUUAAACACCAUGAGCACAUGGAAAUGGCAGAAUCUGAUGGAGAAGAUAAAAAAGACUUGGAAGACAUGACUGAAGCAGAAAAGGAUGAAUUAUAUGGUAAAAUAGCAAGUAGACUGGCAACUAUUGGAGACAAUUUAAUGUCUGAAAGAGAGGACCAGUCCAGAAGUGCAUCUGCUAGUCCAAGAUCUAAACUGACUGAUGAUCAGAAAUCUAGUCCUGAACAAGAAGAGUUUACAAAAACCACACUUACACCAUUAGAGAUAGAGUUGAGAGAUGAGUUAAGAAAAGUUGCUGAUGAUAUGGAUGCAAUGUUGGAAGCAAAUGCCAAAAAAGCAGCUCUCCAUAUUUCUGGUAUAGUCACAUAUAACCAUUUCAAGAAUAUAGUGCAGGAGUCAGUAGGCAAGGAACAGGGCUGGGCUCAGGUAGCUGCAGUGUUUCAGAUAACCAAACGAGCGAUGCGACUGGCUGGCCAGAGCGGAGCUAUGGCAUUACAGAUAAAGGAAAUGAGUUUGAAAUAUAUAGAGGAUACAUUUGCCAACUGGAUUGUUGGGCAAGGUGGUUGGGAGAGUAUGCUGUCAGAUGCUGAUUCAGAUACAGAAUCUGAGCUUGACUGAAAGCCUGGUACAAACCAAAUUUGACUGAAAACCUGGUACCAACCAAAUUUGACUGAAAACCUGGUACCAACCAAACUUGACUGCAACCCUGUUACCAACCGAGCUUGACUAAAUACCUGGUACCUAUCAAUCUUGACUAAAAACUUGGUACUAACCGAGCUUGUUUGAAAACCUCGUACCAACCAAACGUGACUGAUAACCUGGUACCAACCAAACUUGACCGAAAACCUGGCAACACCCAAGCUUGAUUUCUUACCUGGUACCAGUCAAUCUUACCAAAAAAAGAAACAACUGUUAAAAAUGGAAGUUUUCGUAAGUUGAAACCAACUGACCUCUUCCAUUUGUUGAUUCAGUCUGGCCUCCUCCAGUGGUUUAUUCCAUCUACCCUGCAGUGGUUGAGUCUGUUUGACUCAAGUGUCAUCUGCAUUAAAUGCAAGUUAACAUUGUGCCUCAUAUUUGCUGUGAUGUACAUUUUAUUGUUGUCAGAAGAUCUCAGAGUUACUUCAAAGGUGACGUUAGACCAUACAAACAUUGUGUAACUGUUGUGAACAAGUAAUUAGAAAAUUUAGGUGAUAUUUCAUAAUUCGCUAGAGAUACUGUUUGCUCGAUGUAAGAGGUGACAUUAUUUGAAUUUUCAAGGCUAAAAGAUUUAAGGGAUGUAAUGAUAUGUAGAAUUAUAUAAUAUUUGCUAGUAAUAUAUUCAUAUUAUUAGCUUGUCUGUUUUGAAGAAAAGAGGGAGCUAUUGUGACAGCUGCGUCUUCGUUGUU
Ruditapes philippinarum (Manila clam) is the source of this 3549-nucleotide messenger RNA. RefSeq lists its product as uncharacterized. The record is from RefSeq and is a predicted model, not a curated record. Bases 137 to 2782 code for a protein of 881 amino acids. NCBI's taxonomy places the organism in Eukaryota, Metazoa, Mollusca, Bivalvia, Venerida, Veneridae. The transcript has 9 exons. Gene Ontology annotation, biological process: regulation of apoptotic process.